CUCGUAAGCCAGUCAGACCGACGAAGGUGUGCGUGGCGCACUGGAUGAUAUCGCCGUGCAAUAUAUAAAGUGCGUUCGCGUUCGAAGCGAUCAUUACGCGUCCGUCGUCCUGCCAGCAGUGUUUCGCGCCGAAUAAUUCUGCCAAACAGGAUUUUUCGCUAUUUUCAAUUGUGUUUUAUAACUAGAAACAAAUGAAAACGUCGCGCAAAAGGAAAAAGUGACACUCUUCCUCGUCAACCACACGCGCGUUCAAUAAAAGAAUUUUAAUCAUUUAUAACACCAGCCUGUCAGCCUAUCGUGCGUGUUUAUUUGUUUGCUAACGUUCGUAUCGGUAAUCGGCUGUUUACAUAACAAUUAUAAUUAGUAGCCGUCGUCGCCGCGGUGCUGACAAAGAGAGAAAGACCUAAUUGCUUUCGUGCAUAUUGUGUGCAUUCUUCGUGUUGAGUUCGAUAGUUUUUUUGUUGUUCGGUUGGGCGCAAUGGAAAAGAUAAACGGCGAUACGCGCGAGAACGGUGUCGGAAGUAAUAAAAUCUGUGCGAAACCACCGGCGAUACUGCCGAGACGCUGGUCGGAAACUUUGGACGACAUUGAAAUUCCCGGAACGCCGAAAACACCCAGAUCUUGUAAAACACCAGGUCAUGAAAAGUGCACAUUCCACCAUGAUUUGGAACUCGACCAUCGACCGCCAACCAGGGAGGCCAUGUUACCGGAAAUGUCGCGAUCGUACAAGCUGUUGUUGAGUUCUUUGGGUGAAAACCCAGAGCGACAAGGUUUAUUAAAGACGCCGGAAAGAGCUGCCAAAGCAAUGCUCUUUUUCACCAAAGGAUACGAUCAGAGUCUAGAAGAAGUAUUGAACGACGCUAUUUUUGACGAGGAGCACGACGAAAUGGUAGUUGUGAAGGACAUCGAAAUGUUUAGCAUGUGCGAGCAUCAUCUGGUUCCUUUUUAUGGAAAAGUAUCCAUUGGGUAUUUACCGUCCGGUAAAAUCUUGGGAUUGAGCAAGCUUGCGCGCAUUGUCGAAAUUUAUUCGCGUCGAUUGCAAGUUCAGGAACGGCUUACCAAGCAAAUUGCUGUUGCUGUUACCAAGGCUGUUCAACCAACAGGGGUGGCUGUAGUUGUCGAAGGAGUACAUAUGUGCAUGGUGAUGAGAGGAGUACAAAAAAUUAACAGUAAGACAGUCACAUCGACAAUGCUGGGCGUGUUCAGGGAUGACCCCAAGACAAGAGAAGAGUUUCUAAAUUUAGUUCAAUCAAAGUAAUUUAAAAUAUGUUUUAAAUUAUUAUUAUGUUAAAUGAUUAAUUUGUUCAGUUUCGACGAUUAUGCAUUUGUGUUUGUAAAUUAUUAUUAAGUUUUUAGAUGAAUACGGUUUUCUCUGAAAUGCGCUAGGUUAUUAUUUCAACACCAGCAUGAGUAUCAAUGGCACACAACUUAAAUAUAUUUAUGUUAUGUUAUAAUGGCGCGUGAUGAAUAUUAUCUAGUAAAUGAAUAUUGACCCGAGACACCAAUUUAUUGCGAACGAUGAGUAUAAUUUAAAUGAUGUAAGAUAAUUAAACUCACGGAGUGAAUCGACAUGUUGUUUUUACUAUUGGAGAGUGUUUUAUUUGUCGAUACGAGCGGGUGGACCUCCCACGAAAUUUGUUUGCAUUAUGUAUGUUUUCCUAAAAAAACACUUCGUCUAAAUAGAACUUAUCAAUAACUACUUGUAACCCAAGUAAAUGGGAACAAUUUUAUGAGAUUUUGAAAAUAUAUAUAUAAAUGUCUAUUGUAUAUAGAAGCUUAUAUAAAUGUUAAUAUUGUGCUUUCAUAGGUAUAACGAGCAUUUAUACAAAAAUGAAACUGCGGACCACAUAUUAUCGAUGAUGAUCAAUGAUGAUUCUGUCGAGUAAUAAUUUUUAAAUGCUAUACAUAUAUAUUAACGAAAGUUGUUAAUUCUAUAAAAUUUAUACAGCCGUUAUAUUUUCAUAAGUCUAACGUUUUAGGGAUGAAGACGUUAGUGGUAUCGCAAAACUGUGAUAAAAUAAAAAUAUGUUUAAUAGUUUUAUCCUAAGUUUGCUAAAUCAGGGUAAAUCGAUAUUAAAUAUAUUUGCUUAAGAUUGACAAUCCAUCACGUACUUUUAAGAGAAUGUUAAAUUAUGUGUUAUAUAUAAAUAUAUCUUGCAAGUUCAA
This is a messenger RNA of Dalotia coriaria, 2166 nucleotides long. It is a transcript of the gene Pu, whose product is annotated as GTP cyclohydrolase punch. Gene Ontology annotation, biological process: tetrahydrofolate biosynthetic process; tetrahydrobiopterin biosynthetic process. Gene Ontology annotation, cellular component: cytoplasm. Bases 479 to 1258 code for a protein of 259 amino acids. Gene Ontology annotation, molecular function: zinc ion binding; GTP binding; GTP cyclohydrolase I activity. Lineage: Eukaryota; Metazoa; Arthropoda; Insecta; Coleoptera; Staphylinidae. The transcript is spliced from 4 exons. The record is from RefSeq and is a predicted model, not a curated record.